Molecule: messenger RNA, 1017 nt
Organism: Cyprinus carpio (common carp)
Lineage: Eukaryota; Metazoa; Chordata; Actinopteri; Cypriniformes; Cyprinidae
Gene: ly86
Product: lymphocyte antigen 86
Biological process (GO): innate immune response; positive regulation of lipopolysaccharide-mediated signaling pathway
Source: RefSeq, a predicted model, not a curated record
GGUAAUAUUCAAAUGCAAUUUACAUAACUAUAUGUUGUUGUAUUUGAUAUUAGGAAGUAACUCUAGGGCAUGUUAAUAAGAUGUAUUGACAUGAAGAUGGGAAGUGAAACUUGUGACGUGCUGACACCGUCUGAGGCAUUUGACCCAAAUGAGAAGUUAAGUUGCCCUGUUACACCACACAUUUCACCUACGUUAGUCAGACUCUGGGUCUAAAGCGACCUGCAAGCUAUGCAGACACGACUGUGUGACAAUAUGUUGCUGGUUCUGGUUCUGAUUCUGGUUCAGAUGUUCGGGGUUCACUCUCAGGAUCCCCAGUGGCCUCUUCACACAGUCUGCGACUCUGAAAGAAUCACGGUGACCUACAGGAGCUGCGACCCUUUGCAGGAUGUAGGUUUUACUUUCCUGCCUUGCCCUGAGAGAUUAACCGAUCUUAUAAAAAUCAGAUUGGCCUUGAUUCUGAGGCAGUCCAUCGAUGAGCUUUAUUCAUCUUACGAGCUGUGGCUAAAUGGUCACUCCAUCUUGAAACGGGACGAGCCCCUCUGUCUCCCUCAUUUCCCACGUUUUAAGUUUUGUGGAAGCAGGAGAGGAGAAAUCAUCACCGUUGAGUCAUCAUUUAAGUCAAAAAUGAAUCUUCCUUUAAAGGCUGAUUUUGAUCUUAAACUACGUGCAAUAAAUCAAGAUGGCUUCCAGAUUGCCUGUGUGAAUGCAACGCUCAGCUUUCAUUGAUCCUUUAAGAGCAGAGGACUUGUUCUUCAGCUGAGAGCAACUGUAAAAUCUGUUACAUUGUGGUAAUUACAUGUUGUUGAAGAGAGAGAGAGAGAGAGAGAGAGAGAGAGAAUUAUUACCGAAAAAUACUAAUUUCAAUAUUUAUUUUGUGAAAAUUAUUUUAGUAAAAAAAAAAAAUUGACAAAUAAAGUGUUUUUUUUUUCUCUUGAAAACUACACAGGACAUUUUUAGUGAAAAGCAUGAUUGAAAUAAAGUAUGAGACAGUAUCUGUGAAUAAAAUAAAGAAACAUA